AUGCGAGAUAUUCAACUUGCGACGACUGAGAAAUUUACCUCGAGUAUCCUGAUUCAAGAACUAGCUACUAAGACAGUCAUAGUGGGCGAUAUCCCUUGGCCUCCGAAAUCCCCUCUUGCCGCGCUGAUGUCCUCUCCAAAUGGCCGCAAGAAAUUUGAAGAUAUCCAGAACAAAAGGCGGGCCGCCACCGAAUAUGGCAUAACAUCGGUAAAAGCGCGACGGAUAUUGGACGAAAAUUUGGAGGAUGAAGAGGACGAAGAUGAUGAAGAGACUUUACAACUCAAGCUUGCCGCAAUAGAGGCCCGGUUGAAGCUAAAAAAACUACAGCAGAGCAAGGCACGGUUGAAGCAGGCGGAUUCAGAAACUGAGAGAUGUGAUGAUCUCUCGGGGAGCGCAAGUCCAAGGAUAGAGAGCAAACUGCACCAUGCAAAUCGAAUACUGGGAGAACGGAAAAGGAAGGCUACGGACAUGGCAUUUCAAGAGAAUGUACAGGUUCCUCUUUCUCCAAUAAAAAGGCCACCCCCACCAACAGCCCCGAUAUCCCCACAAAGAGUUAUUUUAGGCAUUGAUAAGGGUCGCAAGGCGCCUGAUGUCUCGCUGAGGCGUCCGAAAUCCUUGUGUCUAAAUAGCUAUGACAACAAACAACUUAUUGGCCAUCGGACUGGAAACCUCUUUAAUAGAGCUGCGGGUUGUGAGACACAACUAUUGCCACCCGCUACCACAAGCCGCAUUGAAAGACCCAAGAGUUUUAGUGACCGGAUACUUGAGAGCAGGUCCACUGAUAAGGAGCGGAGGGAUAAGGCCUGGGCGUUACAGCGGAAAAGAACCACAGGUUUUGGCGUCGACAAGAAUGAACUGGAACGAUUCCACGCAGCGGCAAAGGAGUCAACAAUCAAUCUUGGAGCAGUUUCUACAAAACCCGAACGAUUGACAUCCCCCGUGCGUGUGGCAAAACCAUCUAUUGAGAAUAUACCCCCUACCUCACCGUCCAAGAGAGAGCGUGGUCAACUGUUGGGAAAUACUCGGAGUAACCUAGAUACCAAGCCAACCCGGACAGCGAGAAGCGAAUCCUCAUCUUCCAUAGGAACUGAGGUCAAACCGGCGGAUCCAACCAAAUUCGAACCCUUCUCUUCUUUACACCUCUCUACUCGCAUCCUACCCCAUUCAUUCCUUAAACGCACUUUCGAUUCGAAAACUACAAUGCGUAUUCCAGACCUCUUACGAAAAGUCAAAGGACCAGAAUUUGACUGCCCUGAAACGGACGGGGACUAUGUUGUCUUUGGUAUCGUGGGCUCCAAAUCAGCACCUAAGGAACAUAAAGAGAAGAAAAAUGAAGAUAAGAAUGAUGAGGAACCAGAGGAUGGGCUUAAUGCAAACAAAUACAUGGUCCUAACAUUAACAGAUCUGAAAUGGACCAUCGAUCUCUUCCUUUUUUCAACUGCCUUUCCCCGUUACUAUAGACUUGCCCCUGGAACAUUAAUUGCGGUAUUAAACCCUGCAAUAAUGCCUCCCCCACGCCAUAAGCUGCAUACAAAUGCCUUCAGCCUCACACUACACUCCUCCGAAGACACGAUCCUUGAAAUUGGAACUGCCCAGGAUAUUGGCUUCUGCAAGGCUGUUAAAAGAGAUGGCAAAUUAUGCGAGUCCUGGAUUGACUCUCGCAAGACGGAAUACUGUGAUUUCCACGUAGAGGCCCAACUUCGCAAAACUACUUCGGGGAGGAUGGAAGUUAAUAGCGGACCCGGUAUUUCGACUAGAUUUGGGGCACGUCCAGGCGGAUAUCGUGGCACCAGGAGAGACCAGAAUGGAUCCCAGGGAAGUGGCAUGCGAAGUAAUACGGAUAAGGAAGGAAAUUAUGACCGGGCAACAGGUACCAGGUACUACGUUGCACCGGCUACAAACCCAACCGGCGGGACCAGACAAAAUCGUUUUCCGGACAUAAAUAGCACAGCAUCCAGUCUGUUAGACGCAGAUGACCCAUUCAUCGAUGCAGCGUCCUUCAACCGAGGCGGAAACACCAAAGCAGAACGCCUUCGAAAGCGUCUCGCGGAUCAAGAGCGAGAGCGUACAAUCGCCAGAUCUCUGGGGGAAUUCAAAGGUGUUGGGGCAGAAUACCUUCGAGCCCAGCACAAGGACACCACUGAGGCUGAAGGGAAAAAAGAUUCUUCUACCAUGACCACAAACUCAAGCGCUACGAAUAGCCAGGGAGGGUCGAAUGGUAGCAGCUCAGGAAACGACCCCUUCCUUGGCCUCGAUAACCUCCAGAAAAAUGCAAGAGGUAUCAAACUUCGGCGUGAUAAGGAUGGGCCUCCAAUGGUGAAAAAGACGAGGUUUAUUACCGCGAAUGGAAUAAGGGAGGCUGGUAGAGAUAGCCUUGGACGAGCUACACGAGAUACAUCGGAUUAUAAUGAUGACUUAGACAUUGUAUAG
Messenger RNA from Microsporum canis CBS 113480, 2430 nucleotides. RefSeq names its product cell division cycle protein 23. Gene Ontology annotation, cellular component: nucleus; replication fork protection complex. Gene Ontology annotation, biological process: DNA replication; DNA replication initiation. The transcript has 2 exons. Lineage: Eukaryota; Fungi; Ascomycota; Eurotiomycetes; Onygenales; Arthrodermataceae. Bases 1 to 2430 code for a protein of 809 amino acids. The record is from RefSeq and is a predicted model, not a curated record. Gene Ontology annotation, molecular function: DNA replication origin binding; single-stranded DNA binding.